CUUACUCAUAUAGAACACUAGGGCUCACAGCUGUUCGUAAACGGCUGCAAGCUCCAAUGAAAUUAGCAGGGCAGCGACGACCGUGCGGGGCAGCCACGAGGUCUAGUGGCCAUGGACAUAGGAUGAAAUAUACGCCAUGCGCUCAGCAGGUCACAAGUUCCCGUGCGACGAUCAAUGUUGUCGGCGCGGACGAGCAACCUUCGACCUCGUCUUCGUCGGUUAGCAGCAGCAGGAUUGUCACUGGUCUCAAUCGUCGCCAGGCGGGCCUCGGAGCGGCAGCCCUGCUGGCGCUGGUGGCGGGCGGGGACCAGGCUCAAGCAACCAAGACGAUCACGUUGCGGGAUGGCACGGAGGUUGCCGCAUUCGAGCACGGCAUGACGCUGUCGAUCGUGGCACUGCGCGGCUCGGUGCCGCAGCAGUGGGCCCUGGACUUUAAAAUGAGCAUAGGCAAGUACUGCGGCUUCUCCAUAGACCAGCGCGCACAGCUGCAGGACAUCUGGAAGGAGCUGUCCGAUGUGAGCGGCACUAACAAGCGCAGCGCCGGCGUCGCGGACGUUGUCACCCUGGGCGACGCCUGGCUGGGGCCGGCGGUGGCGCGGCGGCUGGUGCAGCCCAUCGCGGGCGCCGACAGCUGCCGCUGGUGGCGCAUGCUGCCGCCGGCCAUGCGGGCGGCGGCGCGGCGCAACCCCGUCACGGGCGCGGUGGACCCGGCCGGGCCGGUGUACGGCGCACCGUACAGGUGGGGCUGCACGCUGGUGGCGUACCGGCGCGACCGGCUGCUGCGCCGCGGCGGCAGCCCGGUGCUGGACUGGGCGGACCUGCUGCAGCCGGCGCUGCAGGGCAGGGUGGCCAUGGUGGACUCGCCGCGCGAGCUGCUGGCGGUGGCGCUGCGCACCUUUGACCUGGAGGCCGCGGGGCUCAGCGUCAACAGCAGCGCGGCGCAGCUGGCGGCGGCAGGCAUCACGGAGCAGGCGCUGCAGGAGCGUGUGGCCGCGCUGCGGCGGCAGGUGCGGCUGUUCAGCAGCCGCGACCACGUGCGCGCGCUGCAGGCGGGGGACGUGUGGGCGGUGGUGGGCUACUCGCACGACCUGGUGCUGCUGGCUGAGCGCAGCGGCAAUGUGGAGCUGGUGGCGCCGCUGUCCGGCACACAGCUGUGGGCGGACGUGUGGGCGGUGCCGGCGGGCGCGCAGGGGGGGCACCGCAAAGCCGGCCCCAGCCCGCUGCUGCCGGUGUGGAUUGAGUUCACGUUGUCGCCUGGCCGCAUCUCAGGCCAGCCCGGGCUCAAGGGCGGAGCACCCUCCGUGUUGCUGCCGGGCGACACGGGGCUGGCGGGCCUGGCGCCGUACGCCUUCGAGCCUUCCAGCACCCCCUCCGCCACCUCCGCCUCCUCCUCUAGCUCGGCGCCUUCCGCAAUGCCGGUGCUAGCGCCCAUCCACGAGCACCGCAAGGCGCUGCUGGCGGCGCGGCAGGCGGCGGCGGAGCGGAGCCCGCUGGCCGUGGCGGCGGCGGCACUGGCUGCGGUGCCGGGAAUCGGGCAGCUCAUGCCGGCGAGCGCGCGGGAACGCGCGGCGGCGGCGGCAGCAUCACCCGGCGGCCAACAAGAGCUGGCGGCCGCCUCGCCCGAGGCGGCGGCGGCGGCGGCGCUGUACCCGCCCGUGGAGCUGCGGCACCAGGACAUGUACCUGCCGCCGGCGGCCGUGCUGCGGCGCAGCGCCUUCUUGCAGCCGCUGGACGAGCCCACCAACGAACUGUACCGCCGAGUGCUGCUGGCCGCCACCUCCUCGGCGGCGCCAGGGGCGGCGGCGGCGCCAGCGGUGGGGGAGCAAAAGUAGAUUGGUGGUUGCUUGGAUGCGGGAGGUGGUGUGGUGGCAGUGGCGCCAUGGCGCGUAUGAGUUGGGGGGGGCGAGGGCCAGGGGAGCAGCGGCGGCUGUGCGCAGGGGCGGCUGGGGGCCGACAGCUCGACGCGUCGAGAUUGCGCUCCGUGAGAGGGCUGAUCUGGGCUGCUGUGACGACCGUGCGCGCCGCCCCCGCGCACGUAGCUGGCGUGUGCCCCUCCUACUGGUGGCCAUUCGGUUGCCGCACGGCCGCACGCAGGACCAUGCCGCAUCAUGUCCUGUUGCUCUGUGGUAGGGUUGCAGUAUUCUUUGGUCUGCCUUCUGCGCCUCUGCGGCCGUGUGUCGGGCCCGGGUCUGAGGAGGAUUCGCAGCUGCAACUUAGUGCUCGCGCCGUGCACCCCUUCCCACCCACUCCCAAGCGCACACCCGCAUGGUGCAGAUGCAACUCCCAUCUCUGUCUGCCUCCCAGAAAGUUGCGUGGGCGGCAGACACACGCCCAUCACCGCCCAUCCGUGCUUGCGUUGCGAAAGGGCUGAAGCAGCGUGGGCCCAACGGCGAGUGCCAGCACUGCGACAUCCGCGACUGCCGCAAGUAUGUUCAGGGCCUCUGCUACCCCUGCUACUUUAAGGAGCGGCGCCGUAAGCGUUGAAGGAGUUAGUUGAAGGAGUUAGUUGCACGGCUUCUGUGAAUGUGAUGUGUUGGGCGGCGUGGGCGGCGUGGGCAGGCAUGCAGAAAGUUGCGUGGGCACAAAGUCGAGGGGUGCCAGUGACGUUACGUAAUACUAGUCGAUCUGUGCCGACGCUUUGCGACUAUCAUGGAGGAGUUGUCACAACGGUGUGUCCGUCACCGGCCAAGCACCCUGCUGAGCUUUGGCUCCGCCGCUGCGCGGCGGACAUGUACUCCGAUGGCGAGUCCCAACCCUCGAUCCC
Molecule: messenger RNA, 2764 nt
Organism: Chlamydomonas reinhardtii
Lineage: Eukaryota; Viridiplantae; Chlorophyta; Chlorophyceae; Chlamydomonadales; Chlamydomonadaceae
Exons: 11
Coding region: 123-1832 (569 amino acids)
Biological process (GO): polyamine transport
Cellular component (GO): periplasmic space
Molecular function (GO): polyamine binding
Source: RefSeq, a predicted model, not a curated record